GGAACCAUCUUUCCGGCUCCCAAUUUCAAUCCCAUUAUGGAUGCCCAAAUGCUAGGAGGAGCACUGCAAGGAUUUGACUGUAACAAAGACAUGCUGAUCGACAUUCUAACUCAACGCUGCAAUGCGCAAAGGCAGAUGAUCGCGGAGGCGUACCAGAGCAUAUACGGCCGGGACCUGAUUGGUGACCUGAAGGAGACACUUUCAGAUCAUUUCAAAGAUGUUAUGGUUGGCCUUAUGUACCCACCACCAUCUUACGAUGCUCAUGAACUCUGGCAUGCCAUGAAGGGAGUAGGCACUGAUGAGAAUUGUCUCAUUGAUAUAUUAGCUUCAAGAACAAAUGGAGAAAUUUUCCAGAUGCGAGACGCCUACUGUUUGCAAUACGGCAGUGACCUUCAAGGAGACAUUUACUCAGAGACCUCAGGACACUUCAGAGACACCCUUAUGAACUUGGUUCAGGGAACCAGAGAGGAAGGAUAUGCAGACCCUGCUCUGGCUGCUCAGGAUGCAAUGGUCCUGUGGGAGGCCUGCCAGCAGAGGACGGGGGAGCACAAAACCUUGCUGCAAAUGAUCCUGUGCAACAAAAGCUACCAGCAGCUGUGGCUGGUUUUCCAGGAGUUUCAAAACAUUUCUGGGCAAGACAUGGUGGACGCCAUUAAUGAAUGUUACGAUGGAUACUUUCAGCAACUGCUAGUUGCGAUUGUUCUCUGUGUUCGAGAUAAACCAGCCUAUUUUGCUUACAGAUUAUAUAGUGCAAUCCAUGACUUUGGUUUCCAUAAUAAAACCGUAAUCAGGAUUCUGAUCGCCAGAAGUGAAAUCGACCUGCGGACCGUCAGGAAACGGUACAAAGAAAGAUACGGAAAAUCCCUGUUUCACGACAUCAGGAAUUUUGCUUCAGGGCAUUAUAGGAAAGCACUGCUUGCCAUCUGCGCUGGGGAUGCUGACGACUACUGAGACAGAGGAUUUGGAGGACCACGCACUCCUCUUUACAGACGCAUCAAAAGUGAAGAUUUUCUAAUACAAUUUUG
Trichechus manatus latirostris (Florida manatee) is the source of this 1025-nucleotide messenger RNA. It is a transcript of the gene ANXA10, whose product is annotated as annexin A10. The transcript has 11 exons. The record is from RefSeq and is a predicted model, not a curated record. Gene Ontology annotation, molecular function: calcium ion binding; calcium-dependent phospholipid binding. Gene Ontology annotation, cellular component: cytoplasm. Bases 37 to 951 code for a protein of 304 amino acids. Lineage: Eukaryota; Metazoa; Chordata; Mammalia; Sirenia; Trichechidae.